Messenger RNA from Phytophthora nicotianae INRA-310, 1630 nucleotides. RefSeq names its product methionine aminopeptidase, type II. Gene Ontology annotation, biological process: proteolysis. Gene Ontology annotation, molecular function: metalloaminopeptidase activity. The transcript is spliced from 2 exons. The record is from RefSeq and is a predicted model, not a curated record. The coding region runs from base 90 to 1442 and encodes 450 amino acids. Lineage: Eukaryota; Oomycota; Peronosporomycetes; Peronosporales; Peronosporaceae.
CCCAUUGCGACUCAGAUUCUGAGUCUGUAUUUUCCAGCUCAUCCAUCAUAAUCCAAGUGUCCGUCGACAGCAAGAGCGUAAUUAUACCCAUGGCGAAGCUGGAAGAGCAGGAGGCUGCGACCCCAGAGGUCGCGGACGACGUCACGAUGGCGGAUGCUGAGCACAGCGGAGAGAUGGUGUCCACCGAGAACAAAAGCAAGAAGAAAAAGAAGAAGAACAAAAAGAAGAAAAGCAAGAGCUCGACUUCCUCUGGCUCCAAGCUCCCGCCGUUCCGCGGCGUCCAGGGCUUCACAGACAGCUACGUGGCUGUGGGUCAGACAGAGCCGCCUACGAUCCCCAUCGAGAAGCUCUUCCCGGAUGGUCACUACCCCGUUGGCGAGAUCCAGGACCACCCAGGCGACUUUAACACGUUCCGCACCACGAGCGAGGAGAAGCGCGCACUGGAACGUGCCCAGGAGGACCUGUACGAGACCGUACGACACGCAGCUGAAGUGCAUCGCCACGUGCGCAAGUUCGCACAGAGUCUCAUGAAGCCUGGCAUCAAGCUCGUCGACAUGUGCACGCAGCUCGAGAACAAGAACCGAGAGCUCGUAGUCGAGGCCGGCUUUGCUCGCGGCAUUGGCUUCCCCACGGGCUGCUCGCUGAACCAUGUGGCGGCUCACUACACGCCGAACUCUGGUGACGACACGGUGCUAUCCUACGGAGACGUUAUGAAGGUGGACUUUGGCACGCAGAUCAACGGACGCAUCAUCGACAGUGCGUGGACUGUGGCGUUCGAUGCGCAAUUUGAUCCCCUACUGGAGGCUGCCAAGGCUGCGACUGAGGCGGGUAUCGCUAACGCCGGUAUCGACGCUCGUCUUGGUGAGAUCGGUGGUGCUAUUCAAGAAGUGAUGGAGUCGUUCGAGGUCACAAUCGACGGCAAAACGUACCCGGUCAAGUGUAUCCGUAACCUCAACGGCCACUCCAUUGGUCCGUACCAGAUCCACGGUGGUAAGAGCGUUCCUAUCGUCAAGACCGAGGACCAGACCAAGAUGGAGGAAGGGGAGAUCUUUGCCAUUGAGACGUUCAAUACAACUGGUCGUGGGUAUGUGGUGGAGGACGGAGAGUGCUCGCACUACGCCAAGGCGUUUGACGCGCCUCACGUGCCGCUGCGUCUGCCUCGCGCAAAAAAAUUGUUGGGCCACAUCACGCGUACUUUCGGCACGCUGCCGUGGUGCCGUCGAUGGAUCGAGCGUGAGGACGGUGGCUCGGCUACUAUUAAUCCGAAGGGUGCUAAACAGGAGAAGUACCUCAUGGCUCUGAAGAACCUGGUGGACACCGGCAUCGUUACGGCCUACCCGCCGCUUGUGGACGUUAAGGGCAGCUACACGGCGCAGUACGAACACACGAUCAUCCUGCGUCCGACGUGCAAGGAGGUUGUGUCUCGUGGCGACGACUACUAAGAUUCGACUGGACUUGUACGUGUAGUUCCUGCUAGUGCUACGUCGCAGACCUCGUUGGCGCUUUGAACGUUACGCAUCGCUUGUACACAGGUUGAAAGUGCUUGCAAAUUGAUUUUUUUUUCCCUUCAUUUCGGAAACGUGGUUAAUUUAUGGGUUACUUUCUCCAAGUUUUGUUUUGUAAAUAUUUG